GUUAUGGAGCACCAGUGAGGGAGUUUUUAAGAAGGUGUGUCGUCUUGGGAGGAGUGUUUGAGGGAGGAUUGGAGGUGGAGAGCGACACGGCCUUCAGACUAGCAGCCCUUGCUCUACAGGCAGCCUACGGGGAUUUUAUCCAUGAAUCGUGUACCCGCACUCAACUGAAGAAGAACCAGCUGAUACCCACCAGUGUAAUUAGGGAGCACCCUUCUCUCCAGUACUGCGAGGAGCGGGUAGUUGAAGAGCACCGGACGCUACUGGGAUAUUCUCGAGGUCAAGCCAUUCUGCAGUAUAUGAGCUUGGUGGAGCGGCUUCCUACCUACGGCAUCCAUUACUACGAGGUGCGAGACCGAUCCAACCUUCCAUGGUACCUUGGCCUCAGUCAUAACGGGAUUGCACAGUACGAUUUCCUUGACAAGAGAAAACCUCGACGAGUCUUUUUGUGGAAACAGCUGGAGAAUCUCUACUUUCGAGAAAGAAAAUUUUCUAUAGAAGUUCAUGAUCCAAAGAGAGUGGUGCACACCCUGAGUUCGUUUAACCUGUACGAGGAUGCAAUUGAAGACUCCCGUGACCAUCACCAUGAUGACCUUCUAGCAGCCAUCACCGAAGCUACCACGCAAGUAUCGGUGUCAAGAAGGACAUUUGGCCCUGGCAACGUUAGUGUUUACGUUUGGUUCGCAGAGACCCAGGCGCUCUGCAAGGCAAUCUGGUCCAUGGCGAUCGCACAGCAUCAGUUCUACCUCGACCGUAAAACCUCCAGGAGUGAGGCAACUGGGGUUCGAGAACUACCAGAACUGGCUGUGGAAUUGUCUCGCAGUUGCGUCUCUCUCUCUACACACUCCUCAUCGUCAAAUCUUUCUAGAUCUGGGUCACAUUCAUCUCUGGUCAACAAUUCUUUAGCAGAAGACAGUGCCAGUACAGAGAGCCUCCACCAAGCCAGGAUGGAAAUGCAUAGUGCCCUCAAGCAGCGCCGAGAUGCACUACAAGAGAAGAUAAGAGAAAAGGAGGAAGAACUCAGGUUAUUAUGUUUGCGGGAAGGAGAGUUAACUGGGGCGUUGCCUCCUGAAUAUCCAAUAACACCUGGUCAACCACCGCCAACUGUACGCAAGAGAGUUGGUACAUCGUUUACACUUAGUGAAAACCUUAUUAAUAAAAUUAUUAACAAACAGGAGGAAACUGUAGCAGCAUUAGAAUUAGAGUAUGAAAUUCAAGGUAAAAUUACCAGUGCUGCUUUAAGAUUGGCCACCGAGACAUCAACGAGGAAAGGGUUGAGAAAGCAACGAAAAAUUACAUACCAGCAAUCUGCCCAGCGGUUAAAAGACCUGGAACAUAAAUUGAAAGCUGCAAAGUCCAAGCAGGCAGCCACAGCAAGUGGUAUGCCGAAGCAGAAGAAAAAGCCUCGACCUGUAUCAGACAGCGAGGGUGUGGGUAGUUAUGAGGAGAACACAAACACAAACAAUACAACAAUUAGCAGCAGUCAAGACUCUCCACGGGAAUGCUUACGGGAUCCUCACCACGAUCAUCUAAAUGUGGAAGGCGUAAGUCUGUCUCCCGCACCGUCGUCCCACCCUCCUGUGUCUCCGCGUUCUCCCCUGCUUCCGUCAACACCUGUGAGAGCGAGAGCGAGACGGGACUUGUCGCCAGGGGGUCAUAGCAUAUCUUCUGGAGCAGUUCAUUCAGCACCAACAAGCCCUCAUAAGCAGCCAAAUGGAUCUGUAUGCUCAAGAUCAGCAAGUCCCAACAGACCUCACAGUGGUUACAUCCCAAGCUCUGUCUACACAAGAAGUCAAUACCGAAGCCAACAAUAUCCGACCCUCUCCACGCGAUCGCAGUCAGUCCCGGCGGAUGAAGGGCGGGUCCCACACCCACGUACCACCAAUGGGACAUAUCCAGUACCUGAACCUGACAUCAUUGAGACUCCUGGAGGUCUCUACAACAUCCCACAACAACGCACUUCCCUUGCUUGUCAUAGUGUGGAUGACCUGGACACUUCCACCCUCAUCAACAACACACCCCAACACCAUAACCAUCACCAACCUUACAGACAAAGAACUGACUCCCAGGAUAGGUACGGCAGUCUGGACCGUCGACGCGCCAACAGUGGGAGGCUGGAGUCACGCAGCAUGGAACACCUUGAUUCUCUACCCUCCCCAAACAUUCCCCAACAUUCUCCUCAACACAACAUAUACAACAGUCACCACCACUCAGUUUCACCCCAACUCUUACAUCCAAGCCAUGCAGCAUCCUAUCCACACCACCCACAUUACCACAAUCACCACUUCCACACUUCAGAACAUCAAGAAGUUAUGGAUACCACCUGUGACUCUCACCCAACCACAGCCAAUUGUAGUUUUGACACAGCAUCCAGUGAAAGAUCAGGAGGGGGAGGAGACACAGUGGAUGGACCAGUUCAGUACAGACAUCAAGGAGGAUCCCAGGGAAACUCUCAAAAUUACCGACAUCGUAGCAAGAGUGGUCCUGGCCUGCCUGCACCACCUGCUCAGCAUCAUCGUGGGUCAAAUCAUGGUGCCAUUCAGAGGUCACAGAGCAGCACAGUGCACAGAUUGGUAAGAACAGCCAGUGGAAGAAGUUAUAUGGAAACUACUUUUGUAUUAGAGCCAAAUCACAACCAAGAAAAUAUACCUCCACUUCGUACGUCUUCCGAGUUGCAACCUUUACGUCCAACAAAUGGAAUGCACCAUGAAAAUAUUUCAUCCCUUCAUCCUUCAAUGAACAGUAAUGCAGGGGAUUUUUCUCUGAGACAAACUAUUUCCGAUCUACCACCUCUUAGAGCCAGCAAAUCUAAUAGUGAUAUGCCUCCACUGAAAGCUACUUGUGCAAAGUCAGAGCCACCCAACAGUCAUAGUAAUUCUAUAAAUUCCUCUUUGAGUUCCAUGGCUGAAGAACCAUUAAUCUCUCUAGCAGAGGCAGCUAGGAUGAAAAAGGAAAGGGGAAAAGAGUGGUAUGAGACUUCGUUAGAUUCUCCAGCUUCUGGACGUCGAACCAAAAAGAGUACAAGUAUGAUUGAGAUGAAUGACUCCUGUCAGAGUAAUGGUAAUGUAUCUGCUAGCCAGUCUAACUUAAACCUCAGUGGUAGUAGUGUAGGUAGCACCAGCAGCAGCACAGGCAGUGUCUUCCAAUCUCGCUCUGAUUCAGCUGAUACCUCUCAAGCAUCUGUUCCUUAUGAAUCACCUCGUAAUCACAUGAUAAUUUCUGCAGGAACUUAUCAGCCCUCAAGAGAAGUUUCAAAGCCAUUUGAAAUGUCAGACUUCUACAAGUAUAGUACAAAGUACAGACGUCAAAGCUCUAGCAAUUUAGGAGGCAUGAAUGGCAGCAGCACAGGUACAACAAGUGGAUCAGUCAGCAGCGUAAGCAGUGGUGGAGAUACACCUCUCUCUCCAGUGCUGCCUCCUAGAGCACAAAUGUUAGUCAGCAACAGCAAACUGCUCCCUCCAUCACCAAAUAUGGUAGCUCAUCAUUCGGCUCCUGCACCUCAACAGAAGGGGGUUUAUCAACCGCUCACACCUCUUACAUGCAAACCCUUGGAAGUUAUGAAGGGAUCACCUGCCCCAGGAGAACCCGAAGAUCCUGUAGGAGGAGCUUGGGAUGCAGCUCCUCUACACCAGGCAGUCCCUGCUACAGUCACGCAUAAGCGUUCUGCCACUUUGGUUUGAGGCAGCACAGUGUUGUGCCAGGAUCUAGACGUGUCAUUCUCAAGUGAUGUACAUUUCAUAUUCUAGAAAGAGGCUUAUUGACUCCUGUAUUUCCAUAAUGGUGCUUCUGUCAUAAAGUGUAAAUACACAUUUAUAUAUAUUGUGAAUAUUAGGCAAUCAAAGAUCGUGAUUUUGAAUAUAUGCAAAAUAUUGAUUUUCUAUUUGAUUUUGAUCUCAUUGUAUGAUACACAACUUGUGUUCCUAUAUAGUUAAUUAAUGUAUAGACUUGUUAAUAUUAGAUGAUGUACAGCAUUCAUUUUAAACAGAUUAUCAAGCUUUGAUAGCUUGAUUAAAUUUAUUUGAAUAUCAAGCUUUGACAGUUUGAUUAAAUUUAUUUAAACUGUAGUGAACUUUUACAUUAAUACAGAAUUACACACACACACACACACACACACACACACACAUGCACAUACUUACAUUCACACGCAUGGACAUACAAACGUUUAAACAAAGGAAGUGAUGAAUGCUCACCUCCUAACUGUGAAGCCUCACUACUAAACAGAAUUAGAGUAGAGUUUGUAGUUUGAUUUUUCUACUGUGAUAUUGCAUUUUUUUAAUGUACAGAGAGGGGAACAUAUACUGUAUAUGAAAAUAAGAUACAUGUUUGUCAGAUGACAAUGUCGUAAACAAUUUUGGUUAUGGUAUAUUAUUUAUCAUACAAAUGGCACCUAAUGCUGUACCUGACAUAUUCCCACCAAUAUAACUCCAUUGUAGAUGUACUGUAACUUUUUGUUUAAUAAAUAAGUUGGUACAAAAGAUAGAACAAAUAGUGUAGGUGGUUACACUGAUUGGACUUCACGGGGCCAGUUCUAAACUUCCAUAGCUGGGAAUGUGGUCUUGAGGUCGUCGCAAACACUUGACAUGUGAGAUUUAGCACUCGGGUUUUAGAUUGAUUAUUUCUAAAAUUGUAUAAUUGAUGCCUUAUUUAUGGAAUUUCCUCGGUAAUUUGAAGCAAACUCUACACACUUUACUUUCAGUAGGUUUUCCCGUCUUGCCUAUAAUAUGUGCAUGCCAAUUCUGGCUUUGAAUUUUAGACAGAAACAAAAGUCAAUGGAAUCCAUUUGAUGCAAUGUGUUAUCUGACCAGCUUUUAAAUUAUCUAAUGGCCAGAACUGUAUUACUAGUCCUAGUUAGCAAAGGCCCUUUUGGUUAACAGUCAUAUUGAUUCUGUAUAUCUUUCAGAAAUUUGACUGCCCCGAAUAAAAUUAAAUUGAUUACCUUGAAUUCUAAAUUAAAUAAGCAGAAUAAAUGAAUAUUAGACAUAAUUAGGUCAGGCUGCUAAGUUAGUUUUGGUUCAUUUAAAAAAAUAAUUUGAAAUUAAACAUAGUUGUAUCUAUCAGUCUACAAGUUAAAAGCUUUGGGAAACCCAGAUAUUAAUGAAAUAUGGCUUGUUAGGUACUCUGGCUAUUAGGUUAUAUAAUAAUUAUAUAUAAAUAUGCACAAGAGUUCAAAGCAUUUAUAAACAAAUUACUCUCAGAUAUAUAAAUUUAAAGCAUCAGCUUAUGCAUUAAUCAGGCAUGCAUUUAAUAUUUUCUUUAACCCUUUGGCUGCUACAGUGCUUUACUUGACUUAAGCUGGGAAAAAAACAAAAAAAAAAGGUUCUAUCAUGUCACUUGACUUAAAACAACAAAAAAUGUACAGUUAUCAUGACAGUUGACUUGACUCAUUCUUGAUUACCAAAUGUGUCUUUAUACCGAAAUGUUCAGUAAUGUUGACAAACUUCAUAAGAAUGCCUUUGUGUGCUGCUUAAUACGUAAUGCUACUCUCCAGUGGUUACAGAGCUGAACUGAAUGUAAAUAUUGUAUCUUUUAAAAAAAAUACUUUUAUUGUAUUUUAAAUACACUUGAUUUAUUAAGCUUUAUGCAGUACUGUAUAUACAUUAUAUAUAUAUUUUUUUUAAUUUUAUAUAGAAUUAUAUUUAUUGUUUAUAAACAUUUUCAGCUUAGUAUUAAUUAGUUGGGCCAUGAUAAGUAUGAAAAGAUAAUUGUUUUUCAUAUUACAAAUUUUCAAAAUAGGUCAAAAAUAUAUACAGUUCUGUAUAUAAUUUGAGGAGGACAAAACAUAAUCUGCAAAGUACACAGCAACAGUAAAAAAAUGUAGCCAAAGGGUUAAGUUAUACUUAUGCAAGAUAUAUACCAACUGCCAUAUUGAAACACUUUUUAAGUGUUCUAUGUUGCAACACAGUUCAUCAUUUUCACGAGGAUAUCAAUACUGUAUGUUAUUUAGUGGUUUUGUUGUGUAGUGGGGCCUCACAGAAGCUACCAAAGAAAAGUGCCUUUGUUUAUACACACACUCACUUGUAGAUAUGUGUACAAAAUUUUGUACAGUGUAAUAAAGCGGAAUAUGACGAUAA
Procambarus clarkii (red swamp crayfish) is the source of this 6068-nucleotide messenger RNA. Its product is annotated as FERM domain-containing protein 4B. Lineage: Eukaryota; Metazoa; Arthropoda; Malacostraca; Decapoda; Cambaridae. Gene Ontology annotation, biological process: establishment of epithelial cell polarity. The record is from RefSeq and is a predicted model, not a curated record. Gene Ontology annotation, cellular component: cytoskeleton.